Molecule: messenger RNA, 2424 nt
Organism: Penicillium oxalicum
Lineage: Eukaryota; Fungi; Ascomycota; Eurotiomycetes; Eurotiales; Aspergillaceae
Product: OPT family oligopeptide transporter
Exons: 2
Coding region: 1-2424 (807 amino acids)
Cellular component (GO): fungal-type vacuole membrane
Molecular function (GO): oligopeptide transmembrane transporter activity
Source: RefSeq, a predicted model, not a curated record
AUGAGUGCGUCUAUGAAUUACCAGACCCUCAAGAUGGCUGGUAGUACGUCCUCAGUCCAGCAGGACGACCGAGACCAUAUCAACGCCCCUGAGCCACUCGGUGCAAGCAAUGACGACCUCUUGACGCCCACUCCCCAACAUGUGCCGAGCACAUCUCCGCAGAGCUUCACACCCCGCUCACUUGUAGUCGGACUGAUAAUCGGCGCCCUCAUUACCUUCUCAAACACCUACUUUGGUCUACAAACGGGAUGGAUCAGUACCAUGGCAAUGCCGUCAGCCUUGAUUGGCUUUUCAGUCUUCAAGGUCUUGACCAAAUACCUCUCAUUCCCGUUUACUCCAAUCGAAAACGUUCUCAUCCAGACGGUGGCGGGCGCAGUUGGGACAAUGCCGCUGGGCUGUGGAUUCGUUGGAGUGAUUCCUGCAUUGGAGUUCUUGCUCAAAGACGGCGAAGACGGACCGAAGGGUGAUGGUGGAGAAGGCGAGGGUGGCCCACUGAAGCUGGGCUUCUGGAAAUUGACGGUUUGGAGUCUCGGUGUUUGUCUGUUCGGAGUGGUCUUUGCGGUGCCGCUGCGGAAAGAAGUCAUCGUGCGCGAAAAGCUACGAUUUCCUAGUGGGACCGCUUCGGCCUUGAUGUUGCGGGUGCUUCAUGGUGCGGCCAAAGAUGAGAAGAAGCCUUUGGCUGAUCAAGGCCAGAUUGGCCGGGCAGACGAAAUAGUUGGCGAUCUACGCCCCUUUGGGAAUGAUGAACAUCAAGGCCUCUUGGCCAAAGACGUGGACCCUGAAGACCAGUCAAUGGACAGAAAAGAUUGGCGUUCAAAAAUGCGACUUUUGAUCGGAGCAUUUGUUCUUUCCGGCAUAUAUACUCUUUUCUCGUACUUUGUCCCUCUCGUGAGAGACAUUCCCUUAUUCGGCCUGGGAUUGGCGCAGAAUUGGCUCUGGACCCUCAAUCCAUCGCCGGCAUAUAUUGGGCAAGGCAUCAUCAUGGGUCCUUCAACAUGUAUGCAUAUGCUCUUCGGUGCUGUGCUUGGCUGGGGCAUCUUGUCUCCCCUGGCUCGAUCGCGUGGAUGGGCCCCAGGACCAGUGGACAGUUGGGAUAAUGGAAGCAAAGCAUGGAUCGUGUGGAUCUCUCUGGCAAUCAUGCUUGCAGAUUCACUCAUCAGUCUUGGAUGGUUGGUCCUCAAGCCAAUUAUCAACAACUCCCCCCAGUGGAUCUCGUGGUUCCGAUCCACACCUACUGGCAGGUGGCUUGCAUUACGGCUUAGGUUGUCUGGACCUCAAGAUCGUUCUUAUAUCAACUACUCGGCCUUGCGCUCAGGCAAUCGCGAGGACAAUCUCGACGAGGACACGACUUCCUCUUUUGCCCACGCCACACUCCCACCGCAGCAAGACAAGGAAGAUGAAGACGCUCCGCCCUCCGAACUAAUUUCCAAUCGGACGGUGGCAAUUCUUCUUCCGCUGACGCUGGUCUUGAACGUUGUAUGCAUGCACUACGUGUUCGGCGAUAUCAUCUCGCCCUGGCUAUCGAGCCUUGCCACUGUGCUCGCAGUCGUCCUUUCCAUCAUGGGUGUCAGAGCGCUCGGCGAGACCGAUCUGAACCCGGUCUCUGGCAUUAGCAAACUCACCCAACUCCUCUUCUCACUGGCAACUCCAGCCUCACGCUUCUCGCGCCGAACAGCUCUCGUCACUAACCUGCUUGCUGGAGCUGUGUCGGAAUCCGGCGCCCUCCAGGCCGGUGACAUGAUGCAAGAUCUCAAGACAGGCCACUUGCUCGGGGCAAGUCCCAAAGCUCAAUUCUACGGACAAAUGAUCGGCAGUCUCGUGGGUGCCGUCCUCUCAACCGCCGUCUACAAAAUGUACGUCAACGUCUACGAAAUCCCCGGAGACAUGUUCCAAACACCCACCGCCUACGUCUGGAUCUUUACCGCCCGUCUCGUCACCGGCGAAGGUCUCCCCGACAUGGCAUGGCAAGCCUCCGUCAUCGCCGGCGCCGUCUGGGCUCUUCUCACCGCCAUCCGCAUCAUGGCCGCCGCGCCCCGAUUCCUAUCCAACGGCCAACCGCCCGCCUGGAGAAACAUGAUCCCUGGCGGUAUUGCCGUCGCCGUAGGCAUGUUCAACGUCCCUUCUUUCACCCUCGCCCGAGCCAUUGGCGGCGUGAUCGCGUGGUGGUGGGCCCGCAAACAUGCGCAACCUAUCCGCCGACCCGAUCGCUUCGAUCUAGCAGACGGUAUCAAUUCGUCCUUUGCAGAUGCACCCUCAUCCUUGCAAGCCGGUCAGGGCGACGUUCCUUCUGCGGAAGAUGCGGCGGAAAAAGCCGACGCGGCUUCUUCGACGGUGGUUGUCCUGGCAUCGGGGCUGAUUCUCGGUGAAGGAAUCAUGAGCAUUGUGAACCUGCUGUUGGCAAGUGGUCGGGUUCCGCAUUUGUGA